AUGCCAAUCGGAUUCGCCGGGUUGAUGCUGCCUACCUCGUUCCUUGGAUGGAGUUUGGUGCCCUUGGUAAUGAUCGGUCUGACGUACUUCCGGUACAACGCGGUGGAUCCGGAAUCGCAUCCAAGCGAUGCUACCAAGCUGCUCCGCAUGUACGAUUUCAUAGUGAUCGGAGGAGGCAGUGCAGGAGCGGUCCUCGCGUCGAGACUUUCCGAAGUGGAGGAAUGGACGGUGUUGCUCCUGGAAGCAGGAGGCGACGAGAACGAAGUGUCGGACGUGCCUGCCUUGGCGGGAUACAUGCAGCUUUCCGAAUUCGACUGGAAAUAUCAAACCGCGCCGCCAACUUCGUCCGCGUAUUGCCUGGCUAUGGUGGGGGACAGGUGCAACUGGCCUCGAGGAAAGGUCCUCGGAGGCAGCAGCGUCCUGAACGCCAUGAUUUACAUCCGUGGCAAUAGGUUGGACUACGACACCUGGGCCCGUUUGGGAAACACCGGCUGGAGUUACGAGGAGGUGCUGCCCUACUUCCUGAAAUCCGAGGACAACAGGAACCCGUACCUGGCGAGGACUCCUUAUCACGGGACGGGAGGUUACCUGACGGUGCAGGAGGCACCCUGGAGAACGCCCCUCUCGUUGGCCUUCGUCCAGGCAGGGAUCGAAUUAGGAUACGCGAACGGAGACCUGAACGGCGCCAACCAGACCGGGUUCAUGCUGGCCCAAGGGACCAUCCGAAGAGGCAGUCGCUGCUCGACGGCGAAGGCGUUCCUCAGACCGGUAAAAAACAGGAAGAACCUCCACAUCGCGAUGCGGUCGCAGGUCCUCAGGGUCAUCUUCAACGCGGACAAGCGAGCGAUCGGGGUGGAGUACCUAAAAGACGGCCAGCGGAGGACGGUCCGGGUGAGAAGGGAGAUCGUUCUGUCCUCGGGAUCUAUAGGGUCCCCGCAGCUGCUGAUGCUGUCGGGGGUGGGGCCCAAGGAGCACCUCGCGGAGCACGGGAUCCCGGUGAUCUCGGACCUGAAGGUGGGCCACAACCUGCAGGACCACGUCGGCCUGGGCGGCCUGACCUUCCUCGUGGACGAGCCGGUCUCCCUGCGCAAGGAUCGCUUCCAGACCCUCCCCGUCACCCUGGAGUACAUCCUGAACGAGCGGGGUCCCAUGACCUCCCCCGGCGUGGAGGGUCUCGCCUUCGUCAACUCCAAGUACGCCGACAGGAACGUGGAUUACCCCGACGUUCAGUUCCACUUUGCUCCCAGCUCCAUCAAUUCGGACGGCGGGGACCACAUCAGGAAGAUCCUGGCACUCAGGGACCGGGUCUACAACACCAUGUACAAGCCCCUGGUGAACGCGGAGACCUGGACCAUCCUGCCCCUUCUGCUGAGGCCGAAGAGCUCGGGGUGGGUCAAGCUCAGGAGCAAGGAUCCCCUGAUGUAUCCCGAGAUCGUCCCUAAUUAUUUCACGCACAAGGAGGACAUCGACAUCCUAGUCGAGGGAAUCCGCAUCGCCAUGGCGGUCUCCAACACCACGGCCUUUAAGAGGUUCGGGUCCAGGCCUCUCGCCAUCCCCAUGCCCGGGUGUCAGCAUCAUCCCUUUGGUACCUACGAGUACUGGGAGUGCGCCAUCAGGCAUUUCACCUUCACUAUUUAUCAUCCCACCGGGACGUGCAAAAUGGGCCCUUCCGGCGAUGCUUCGGCCGUGGUGGAUCCUCGGUUAAGGGUGUACGGCGUCAAGGGCCUCAGGGUCGUGGAUGCGUCGAUCAUGCCGCAGAUCGUUAGCGGGAAUCCUAAUGCUCCUACGAUUAUGAUCGCCGAGAAGGCGAGCGAUAUGAUCAAGGAGGACUGGAGGUACAAGAAGCGGACUACCGGAAGAUGACGAACGGACGAAAACGUGGAGCUUUCCUUUUUUCGGCGUAAUGAAAUAUCAUUCUCUGGCUUGACGGACCGAGCCAUGGCCUCACCGGAUUUAGAUGUUUCAAUAAUUAAAUAGAUCAUUUGUUUAAUUAGAAAAAUACGCAACCGUCGAAUCGGUCGACUCGAGAGAAUGGCAAAGAUUUAUCGCGUGAUCAUAAAUGUUUGUACAUUUUUAAUCUACUAAUUUCCCAGCAAUGCGUAAAAUAGCUCGUUAUAGACGUUUUCGACCAAACUGAUUUUCGCGUAUAUACAAUAUUUUAGUUUAUUUAAAUAUUAACCUUACGAUAAUUGAAGCAGUAAAAAAAAUUCCGAACCAUCGAAAUAAGACGAUAAAAUAUCAAAGAAUAACGUUUAUGUGAGAAUUAUAUUUUUAUACAUAAUUAAUUUAGGUUACGUUAACUUAAGAUUCCGAUGGAGAGGGCGCUUAAUUUAGCCUAAGUAUAAAGGACCGAGAACAAUUCGGAUUAUCGAGAGAAAUUAAAGAAUCGUAUAUAUAUAUAUAUAUGUUUCACUCUCGAUUGGAGUGCCAAAAUAUUUGAAAUAAAAAUAUCUGUUAUCAUUUCUCUCCAAGAAAA
This is a messenger RNA of Orussus abietinus, 2476 nucleotides long. RefSeq names its product glucose dehydrogenase [FAD, quinone]. The transcript is spliced from 3 exons. The coding region runs from base 1 to 1863 and encodes 620 amino acids. Gene Ontology annotation, molecular function: flavin adenine dinucleotide binding; oxidoreductase activity, acting on CH-OH group of donors. Lineage: Eukaryota; Metazoa; Arthropoda; Insecta; Hymenoptera; Orussidae. The record is from RefSeq and is a predicted model, not a curated record.